AUGAUACUUACAGAAGAUAUAUUACAAGCAUAUGAAAAAUCUACCUUAACAUUUUCAAAAUAUUUAUCUAGUUAUGUUACUGUUUUAAACAAAUAUAUCAGCGUUUUAGGUAAAGCAUCAACACUGAAAAAUGAACGUAGCACAUUGAUUAAAUACGUAAAAAAAUUAAGAUUUUUCAAUGAUUGCAUUGUUAGAUUCGAUAUUAGAGAAGAGUCUGCCAACAGAAAUAUACAACAUUUAAUUACAAUAAUUGGAUCUUUUUUUAUCAAAUAUUUAGAAAUUAUUGAUUUAUUAAAUUAUUUUUUCACCCAAUCAUUACAGAACGAAAUACUUACAAAAACGCUAAAUUCUAAAUUACUGUUACCACCUUCUGCUAUCAAAUCUAUUGAAGAUUCUCAUAAUCAUUUUGUUAAAUUUGCUCAAUGGAUAAUUGAAUCAAUUAACUUUGAUUCGAGUUUACUACAAUUAGAAGUCAUUCAGUUCAAUUUAAGAAUUGCUAUUGAAGAUAAGGUUGAUUUAGCUGAUACAGAUAAUAUUUUUUUACAAGAAGUCAUUGCAGUUGAAAGUGAAGAUGAAUAUGUAAAAUUAAUACUUCAAUGGACAGAUAUUCUAGGUGAAAAGGUAUCUACUUUAAAUGCUCAAUUUCAUGGCGCUUCUAAUCAAUGGCAGGAAUGUGUAGAACCGAAAAAGAAAUAG
Messenger RNA from Henningerozyma blattae CBS 6284, 696 nucleotides. It is a transcript of the gene SHE2, whose product is annotated as She2p. The transcript has a single exon. The coding region runs from base 1 to 696 and encodes 231 amino acids. NCBI's taxonomy places the organism in Eukaryota, Fungi, Ascomycota, Saccharomycetes, Saccharomycetales, Saccharomycetaceae. The record is from RefSeq and is a predicted model, not a curated record. Gene Ontology annotation, molecular function: RNA binding.